UUUGCCCUUUUCACAGAAAGAGGGAGGGAGAGAAAGGAACGGUCGUCGGAUCGAGCGCGAUAUGGAGAAGGGAGAGUGGAGAACGGAGAAGCUUCCGGAGCUCUGCGUCGCUCACGUCAUUUCCCUUACCUCGCCCCGGGUGGCGUGCCGCUUAUCCGCCGUCUCGACCACCUUCCGUGCCGCCGCCACCUCUGACACCGUCUGGGACUGCUUCCUGCCCUCCGAUUGGCAGUCGCUUGUCUCUCGCGCUGUCCAUCCCGUCGAGUUCUCCUCCUUUUCCUCCAAGCGGGAUAUCUUCUUCCACCUCUGCGAUCCCAUCCUCAUCGACGACGGCAAGAUGAGUUUCUCAGUGGACAGAUCGAGCGGGGCCAAGUGCUACAUACUCUCCGCUAGGGAGCUGUCCAUUACGUGGGCAGAUGCUCCCUGGUAUUGGAGGUGGCGUUGUCUACCUGAAUCCAGGUUUGCGGAGGUUGCUGAACUGACCAGCGUAUGCUGGUUGGAGAUUCGUGGCAAGAUCGAAAGUAGAAUGCUUUCUCGGAAAACAGCCUACGCUGCCUAUCUCAUCUACGAUACCGCCAAUUAUGCAUUUGGUCUCAACUAUCCGUCCCAAGAAGCAUCAGUGAAGGUUGGAGUGCAUUCGUCGACGAAACUGGUUUGUUUGCAGCCUACAGACAUGCUCAGCCGUAGGCAUGCCCAGAGGGCCAGUGCUUUGUGCUAUCGCAAGGAAGCCGAAGAAGUGGAUGGAGACUCAAAGGAAGCCGAAGAAGUGGAUGAAUCCGCAGAGGAAGUCGAAGAAGUGGAUGGAGCCCCCCAAGCAAGGAACGAUGACUGGAUGGAGCUGGAGCUGGGUGAAUUCUACAUCGACGAAGGAGAUGAUGGGGAGGUUAAGAUACGCUUGUUGGAGGUGAAGGGAGGCCACUGGAAGAGGGGUCUGAUCAUAGAGGGAAUUGAAAUACGGCCUAAACAGUAGGUGAAAUCUUCGAGUGAUCAUAAAAAAUUUGUCUAUUUGCUUUCACUUUUGAUGAUCAAGAAGAUAUGUUGGAGGUUAAGUUUGCAACUGUAAGCAUGCUGAUGUAACUGCGUUUCUUGUAUAGGAUU
Molecule: messenger RNA, 1098 nt
Organism: Musa acuminata AAA Group (dessert banana)
Lineage: Eukaryota; Viridiplantae; Streptophyta; Magnoliopsida; Zingiberales; Musaceae
Product: F-box protein PP2-B1-like
Exons: 3
Coding region: 62-970 (302 amino acids)
Molecular function (GO): protein binding
Source: RefSeq, a predicted model, not a curated record